CGUCUGGCGUGAAUAAUAUAACUAAAACCACCUAUGAGAAUUCUGUCAUGCUGCGUUCCACGUUACAUUUACUUAUCUGGAUGACUGUUGGAAAUUCUACGCCCGAAAAAGUCCAUGCAUGUGACAGCUAUUUAGUAAAGAAUGUAACAGACGAUAAACUUACAGCAUCAAGUAUCUACAGCUACAAGUACCCCGCCCUAAAAGCCCGAUUGUCUAAUGCACAAGGAUGGAGUCCGCAGGUAUCACAGGCCAAUCCUUGGAUACAGGUAGAUUUCGGAAGAGAAAUGUCGAUAAGAGCUGUGCUGACAAAAGGAAUGGGUGGGUUAAUGGAAUGGGUGAAGAAAUACCAAGUCAAAUACAGCAACACGGCCUCUACCUGGACAGUAGUGCAAUAUGGCUCUUCUAAUGAAUUCCACGCAAAUAGUGACUCUACAAGUUUAGUGAGGAAUGACCUUCCAUUUGAAGUAAAUGCUCGCUAUCUACGACUCUAUCCCACGGACUGUCAUGAUUACUGCAGUCUUCGCUUUGAUGUCCUUGGCUGUGAAGUGACGUCAUUGUCCACAGCGGUGAUGUCAACAACCACAAUGAGAACAACAGCAGGCGUGAAGACAGCAACUGAAAUAUCCACAACUACAUCGACCGAUACGAGGUCAACCACCUGGACACAAGUUCCUACAACGACAUCGGAACAAAUGUCUACAAUGACAUCGACACAAAAUUUAAUGUCUACAACGACAGCUUCAAAUACAAUCGUGUCUCCUUGUCCAUGUACAUGUGUCAAAAAACAUAACACCACAUUAACGGAAUCAGAACUCCUCGCCAGAUUAGCUGUUAUCGUGCAGAAUUUAACAAUUUCUAAGAAAACAACAUCUAUCUACAGAAGAAGUAAAAUUUCUGCGCAAGAUAACAGACCACAAGCAUUGUAUGUGGGAUCUGUAGGGAUAGCUAUUUUGUUCAUUGUGGCUAAUUUAAUUGUAUUACCAGACCUGCUUAAAUUAUUUCAUUAUUUGUAUGUUACACAUCGUAAUAAAAUUUGA
Saccostrea cuccullata (small rock oyster) is the source of this 1037-nucleotide messenger RNA. RefSeq names its product contactin-associated protein 1-like. The record is from RefSeq and is a predicted model, not a curated record. Gene Ontology annotation, cellular component: plasma membrane. Gene Ontology annotation, molecular function: signaling receptor activity. Lineage: Eukaryota; Metazoa; Mollusca; Bivalvia; Ostreida; Ostreidae. The coding region runs from base 48 to 1037 and encodes 329 amino acids. The transcript is spliced from 5 exons.